GAACACAGACAAUAAUGGUGAGGAAAACAUAAGACUUUGCAUUCUUUCCAUGAGAACCACUCUUGAAAAACAAGAUCCCUCUUGCAAGGAUCUAGACGAUUCAACACUGAGAAGGUUUCUUUGCGCACGCGAUCUCGAUGUUGAUAAAGCUGCAACGAUGUUGCUGAAAUACUUGGCAUGGAGGCGGGCCUUCAUGCCAAAGGGUUUCAUUACAACAUCGGAGAUCCAUAAUGAAAUAUCACAAAACAAGAUGUUCAUGCAAGGGAAGGACAAGCAAGGGCGUCCCAUUGCAGUUGUUUUAGUUUCCCGUCAUUUUCAAGGAGACACAGAUGAAUUCAAACGUUUUUGGGUGUUUGCUUUGGAUAAGCUGUGUUCCAGGAUGUCUGGAGGACAGGAAAAGUUCACUAUUAUAGCAGAUCUACAAGGGUAUGGCUAUUGCAACGGCGAUGUCCGCGCAAGCGUCGCAACUAUUUCAAUCCUACAGGAUUACUACCCAGAAAGACUUGGAAAAAUGCUUUUCAUUCAUGUACCCUACAUUUUCAUGACCACGUGGAAGAUCAUUCAACCAUUCAUCGACAAGAAUAACAGGAAGAAGAUUGUAUUUGUGGAGAACAGCAAAUUACACGCCACUCUGCAAGAGGAAAUUGAUGAAAACCAGCUUCCAGAGAUCUAUGGAGGCAAACUGCAGUUGGUUCCAAUCCACAAUAGCUAGCGCUGAACAUCACAAAGAUCUUAUUGACCCACAAGCAUGUCAAGCUUAUCAUAUCAUAUUAGUAUUAUAUAUUCAUAUAUGCAGAGAAAAUAUUAUUGAGAAUAACAAAUUAGAAA
Molecule: messenger RNA, 828 nt
Organism: Andrographis paniculata
Lineage: Eukaryota; Viridiplantae; Streptophyta; Magnoliopsida; Lamiales; Acanthaceae
Exons: 6
Coding region: 50-712 (220 amino acids)
Source: RefSeq, a predicted model, not a curated record